AUGUUGUACCUUCACCUGACGCUACUACUAAUAGUAGCGGUUCCAAUCAACUCCUUCCUCUUCCCAAUGUCCGGAGGGGGAGGAGGCGGCUGUUGCGGCGGCGGCGGUGGAGGAGGAUGCGGAGGCGGAUGCGGAGGAGGCGGCGGAUGCGGAGGAGGAUGCGGAGGAGGCGGUGGCGGAUGUGGAGGAGGAUGUGCACCACCACCACCACCCCCUGUUGCAUGUGGUGGAGGAUGCGGUGGAGGCGGAGGCGGAUGUGGAGGAGGUUGCGGAGGUGGCGGCGGAGGAUGCGGAGGAGGAGGCGGAUGUGGAGGUGGCGGCGGAUGUGGAGGAGGCUGCGGAGGCGGCGGUGGAGGAUGCGGAGGAGGAGGCGGAUGCGGAGGCGGCGGAGGAUGUGGAGGAGGAGGCGGAUGUGGAGGCGGAGGCGGAGGAUGCGGAGGAGGCGGCGGAUGUGGAGGCGGAGGCGGAGGAUGUGGAGGAGGCGGCGGAUGUGGAGGCGGAGACUGCGGAGGAGGCGGUGGUGGAUGUGGAGGCGGAGGCGGAUGCGGAGGCGGCGGCGGAGGAUGUGGAGGAGGAGGCGGAUGCGGAGGCGGCGGCGGAGGAUGUGGAGGAGGAGGCGGAUGCGGAGGCGGCGGCGGAGGAUGUGGAGGAGGUGGUGGAUGUGGAGGAGGCGGUGGAGGAUGCGGCGGCGGAGGAGGAGGAUGCGGCGGUGGAGGCGGCGGAUGCGGAGGAGGCGGAGGCGGAGGAUGCGGCGGUGGAGGCGGCGGAUGCGGAGGAGGCGGAGGCGGAGGAUGCGGAGGAGGCGGAGGCGGAGGAUGCGGAGGAGGAGGCGGUGGAGGAUACGCAGUCGCACCAAGUGGAGGAGGUGGAUAUGCAGUUGCACCAAGCGGAGGAGGAGGAUGUGGUGGAGGAGGAGGCGGAGGAGGUUACGCAGCAGCACCGAGCGGCGGAGGAUGUGGAGCAAGUUACGCAGCUGUUGCAGCACCACCACCACCCCCACCACCACCACCACCACCACCAAGUUAUGGAUCAGCAGGCAAGUUUUGUGGAGGCUACGCCCAAGGCGGUGGUGGAGGGGGCUACGCUCAAGGUGGUCCUGCAGGCGGCUACGCACAAGGCGGUCCUGGAGGCGGCGGCGGCUACGCGCAGUCCGGAGGCGGCGGAGGAGGUUACGCCCAAGGAGGAGGCGGCGGAGGUGGAGGCUACGCACAAGGAGGCGGCGGUGGUGGUUACGCCGGAGCAGGAGGAAACGGAGGCAGUUAUGCUGGUGGCGGAAGCAGUGGCGGAGGAGGCGGCUAUUCCCAAGGAGGAGGUGGUGGCAGUUACGCCGGUGGAGGAAGCAGCGGUGGAUACUCGCAAGGUGGCGGUGGAGGCGGAUACUCACAAGGUGGUGGAGGAGGUGGCAAUGGAGGAGGCUACUCUUCUGGCGGAGGAGGCGGUAAUGGAGGAGGCUACUCUUCAGGUGGAGGAGGCGGUAAUGGAGGAGGCUACUCCUCAGGUGGAGGAGGCGGUAAUGGAGGAGGCUACUCCUCAGGUGGAGGAGGCGGUAAUGGAGGAGGCUACUCUUCAGGUGGAGGAGGCGGUAACGGAGGAGGUUACUCUGCAGGUGGAGGAGCUCCACCACCACCUCCACCACCUCCACCUCCCCCUCCCCCCGCUCCAGCUCCAGCACCAGUGCCAGAACCUGCACCAGCACCAGCACCAGCACCAGCAGCUACCGGCACGUCAGGAGGUUCAUACGGCGGAGGAGGAGAGGCAGCCGGAGGUGGAGAAGCUGCUGGUGGCAGCGAAUCUACCGGAGGUAGCUAUGGCGGCGGCGAAAGUGGUGGAGGUGAAGCAGGUGGUGAAGCCGGUGGUGAAACUGGUGGAGUUGCUGAAAGUGGUGGCGCCAACUAUGACCAAGCAGCUGCCGGUGGUAGUAGCGGUGGUGGCGGUGGUGGUGAGGAGUACGAAGGAGGUCAAGGUUUCCGAUUACGACGAUUUUCGAAAACUGACAAAGGCGCCUUGGACAAAAACUGCAAUUCGUUGCGACUUCGGAAGAUCAUGCGACAGAGCAUGACAACCGAUCCUGAAUCGUCAAUGGUUCGUGUCUCAGACGGUGUGAAAGCACGUUUGAAUUCCGGCGAAUGGUACGUGGCUUGCGGCACGGACGGAAUUGAACCAUUGGAAAACGAGCAACGCGAGCAUUGCUUGGUUGAAGCAGAGACAUUUGUUUGUUAUGUCGUCAAAAAAGACUAA
Molecule: messenger RNA, 2238 nt
Organism: Necator americanus (New World hookworm)
Lineage: Eukaryota; Metazoa; Nematoda; Chromadorea; Rhabditida; Ancylostomatidae
Exons: 5
Coding region: 1-2238 (745 amino acids)
Biological process (GO): actin filament polymerization
Cellular component (GO): actin filament
Source: RefSeq, a predicted model, not a curated record